This is a messenger RNA of Indicator indicator, 1850 nucleotides long. RefSeq names its product notchless homolog 1 (gene NLE1). NCBI's taxonomy places the organism in Eukaryota, Metazoa, Chordata, Aves, Piciformes, Indicatoridae. The record is from RefSeq and is a predicted model, not a curated record. The transcript is spliced from 14 exons. The coding region runs from base 1 to 1707 and encodes 568 amino acids. Gene Ontology annotation, cellular component: nucleolus. Gene Ontology annotation, molecular function: protein binding. Gene Ontology annotation, biological process: ribosomal large subunit assembly; Notch signaling pathway.
AUGGCCGCGGUGAGCGGGGCCGUGGCGGGGCAGGGGAGCAAAUGGAGUGGGGCCGAGGCGGACCGGACCGGGAGCGGGGACGGGCGCGGCUUCGACAAGAAGAAGCGGAGCCAGGGCGGCCCGGACCAUCACGGGGCAGCAUGGCUUCUCCUGUCUCCAUCCCAUGUGGUGGCCGGGUCUCUGUAUGAUGUUUCUUCCUGCCGCGGGGUCCACGCUGGGUUCUCCCGUCGUGGCUCCAUCCCUCCAACGCGGCCCCCUGUCCCGCAGAACAUGUCGCCGGACGAGGAUGUACAACGGCUCCUGAUCCAGUUCCGGGACGAGGCAGGGGAGACCCUGGGCUCCCCUUUCGAUGUCCCGGUCACCAUCACCCCGGACAAGCUGCAGUUGGUCUGCAAUGCCCUCCUGCAGAAGGAUGAGCCGGUGCCCCUGGCUUUCUUUGUCCAUGAUGCUGAGAUCGUGGCGUCGCUGGAGAAGACCCUGGUGGGGCAGAGCGUGGAGACAGAGAAGGUCCUGGAUGUCAUCUACCAGCCGCAGGCAGUGUUCAGGGUGCGGGCAGUGACUCGCUGCACCAGCUCGCUGGAAGGACAUACUGAGGCUGUCAUCUCUGUGGCCUUCAGCCCCACGGGAAAGUACCUGGCCAGCGGCUCUGGAGACACCACUGUCCGCUUCUGGGACCUCAGCACGGAGACGCCGCAGUUCACAGCCAAAGGUCACCGGCACUGGGUGCUCAGCAUUGCAUGGUCACCUGAUGGCAAGAAGCUGGCCUCAGGCUGCAAGAACAGCCAGAUAUUUCUCUGGGACCCAGCCACCGGCAAUCAGAUCGGCCGGGUGCUCACCGGCCACUCCAAAUGGAUCACAUGUCUGUGCUGGGAACCACUCCACAUAAACCCAGAGUGCCGGUACCUGGCAAGUGCCUCCAAGGAUGGCAGCAUCCGCAUCUGGGACACCCUGCUGGGCAGGUGUGACAAAAUCCUCACCAGCCACACACAGUCUGUGACGUGUGUGAAGUGGGGGGGCGAUGGCUUGCUCUACUCUUCCUCCCAGGACAGGACCAUCAAAGUCUGGAGGAGCCAGGACGGGGUCCUGUGCCGCACCUUGCAGGGCCAUGCUCACUGGGUCAACACCAUGGCCCUUAGCACUGACUACGUUCUCCGCACCGGUGCCUUCGAACCUGCUGAGGCCACCAUCAACCCUCAGGAUGUGAGAGGCUCCUUGGUAGAACUGAAGAAAAGGGCACAGCAGAGGUAUGACCAAGUCCGGGGCCAGGAACCAGAGAGGCUUGUCUCAGGGUCAGAUGACUUCACGCUGUUUCUUUGGAGGCCAGCAGAAGACAAGAAGCCACUGGAGAGGAUGACAGGCCACCAAGCAUUGAUUAACCAAGUCCUCUUCUCACCAGACACCCGGAUAAUAGCCAGUGCUUCCUUCGACAAGUCCAUAAAGCUCUGGGAUGGUAGGACAGGAAAGUACCUGACGUCGCUGCGGGGUCACGUCUCGGCUGUGUACCAGAUCUCCUGGUCGGCCGACAGCCGCUUGCUGGUGAGCGGCAGCAGCGACAGCACACUGAAGGUCUGGGAUGCCAAGACAAAGAAACUGGCCAUUGAUCUGCCUGGCCAUGCAGACGAGGUGUAUGCAACGGACUGGAGCCCGGAUGGCCAGAGGGUAGCGAGCGGAGGGAAGGACAAGUGCCUGCGGAUAUGGCGUCAAUAGGAGCAGCAACAUGAAGCCACUGGUCCUGUCCUGAGCUGUCCUGUCCUCAGCACAGUCUGCCUGGGACAUCUGAGAGGGGAUGGACAAUGGAGGCUGACCGGAGCACAACUCCCACUUCCUGUUGGCUGCUCUCCCUCAUGGAC